Molecule: messenger RNA, 2329 nt
Organism: Dendroctonus ponderosae (mountain pine beetle)
Lineage: Eukaryota; Metazoa; Arthropoda; Insecta; Coleoptera; Curculionidae
Product: neuroendocrine convertase 1
Exons: 13
Coding region: 215-2251 (678 amino acids)
Biological process (GO): protein processing
Cellular component (GO): Golgi membrane; trans-Golgi network
Molecular function (GO): serine-type endopeptidase activity
Source: RefSeq, a predicted model, not a curated record
ACCGUUCAGCUGCUUUCAGCACUUGCUUUUCCACUCCCUAUCACGCGAUUUGUAAAACAAGCGUGAAACUUUCGUUUUCUGGAGAAAAGCGCGGCAAAAACUUUCGAAAAUUUGUAAGUCAAUUCGGCGAUUUAUAGUGUUAGUGAUCUACAACUUUUUAGAAAUUCAAGAAUUUUUUUUCAGUUAAGAUAUCGCCAAAAUUGCAGUAACCAAAAUGAAAAUCUGCUUAACCCUGAAAAUUAUGCUACUCUUCUUAUUGGAAAAAUCACUAAGUGCUAAAGAAUUAGUGGUGCGAAUAGCAGGUGGGCCCCUUGUAGCUGAGUUGCUAGCAAUGGAAACUGGGCAUCUUUACAAAGGACCCGUGAUUGGCUUUGAAGACACGUAUGUUUUAACAUCAAGCGAAAGCUCGCCUUUUCUACUAAACGAGAGGAAACGAAGCCAAGUCUCAAGAAGCUUAUCCGAUGACCAAAGAGUACUAUGGGCAGAUGAACAAAACUGGAAAGAACGCCAAAAAAGAGACUUUAUAACAAUCGAUCCAUCAGACAUCCCAAAAGAGCGAGUUAAGCGUGUGGAAGUCAGUCAAACUAAUCAACUGAAUUUCACCUAUCCCAUUGAAAAAGCACCCAAAAAUAACCAAACACAGAGGAAAAAUCGAAGAAAACGUUACGCUCUGUCGACAGAAGUCGAUCAAACGUUUAACGAUGAAUUGUGGAGUCAUCAAUGGUACUUGAGAGAUACAAGAACGAGACUGGAUCUUCCAAAAUUGGACUUGAACGUGGUUCCUGUAUACAAAGCUGGGAUUUCGGGAAAAGGCGUGCGAAUUACCAUUUUAGAUGACGGCAUUGAAUACACGCAUGAAGACUUAAAUCAAAACUACGAUGCAGAAAUCAGUUACAAUUGCAACGAAGAAUCAAAAGACCCACUGCCUCGAUACGAAAUCACCAAAUCGAAUAGUCACGGCACAAGAUGCGCAGGUGAAGUGGCGAUGGUGGCCGACAACAAGAAAUGCGGUGUGGGAAUUGCUUUUAACGCAAGAAUAGGCGGUGUGAAGAUGCUAGAUGGACUUGUAACAGAUAGAAUUGAAGGGACAGCUCUUGGAUAUGCGCAACAUCUGGUGGAUAUCUACAGCGCCUCAUGGGGACCGAAUGAUGAUGGUCAAACAGUAGAUGGGCCCGGCAGACUAGCAAAAGAGGCUAUUGAAAGAGGAAUUACGCAGGGAAGAGCUGGGAAAGGGUCAAUUUACGUAUGGGCGUCUGGAAACGGUGGAAGCCGGGGCGACAAUUGCAACUGCGAUGGGUAUCUGGCCAGUCCCUACACAAUCUCAAUAGGAAGUGCCUCACAAAAGGGAGAAUUCCCUUGGUAUGGAGAAGUUUGCGCUUCAACGCUGGCUGUAACCUACAGCAGCGGAGCAUAUAAGGAUCAAAUGAUUGCGACCACUGACCUGAACAAUCAAUGCACUAUUAAACAUACGGGUACCUCAGCGUCGGCACCUCUGGCUGCAGGAAUUAUUGCCUUGGCGUUAGAAGUCAAUCCAUCAUUGACGUGGAGAGAUGUACAACAUCUCAUAGUGUGGACUUCAGAAUUGGCCCCAGUUGCCGAUAAUCCAGGCUGGCAAAAAAAUGCCGCUGGAUUAUGGUUCAGUACCAAGUUCGGAUUUGGGCUUAUGAAUGCGUUUGGACUUGUCUCCGCUGCAGCAAACUGGACAACCGUUCCACAAUACCGCAAGUGCGAAGUUAGAUUCAAUGGGGGGAACAAGUCAAUAUCUUACAGAAAGCCGGUAGAGCUUGUAGUAGGGACGACAGGUUGUAGAGGUACAAAGGACCAAGUCAUAUUCCUCGAACAUGUUGAGAUCAAAACCACCAUCAACUAUACGCUUAGAGGGGCUUUGGAGGUGCAUUUGGUAUCACCCGCUGGAUCGUCUGUGCAACUUCUAGCUUCGCGAAAAUUCGACAAAAGCGCCAAAGGCUUCAAUAACUGGACUUUCAUGUCGGUGAUGACUUGGGGAGAGCUUGCAAGCGGCAUAUGGACCUUAACCAUUUCAGAUUCACAUGGCCCAGAAGGAAAUGUUGGGUAUAUUGGAGAAACAACUUUAAUUUUGAGAGGAACUGACGAACCUCCCUUUCAUAUGUUAAAUGGUCCGCGAAACUACAAUGAAGACUACAACAGGAUACACAAUCGAGUGGGAGGUGUGCAGAUUGGCAAUGAAGUGAAUGCGCUUUUCAAUUACGAUUAUAUAAAUGAUCUUAAAUAAUGUCAUAAAGAAAAUUUUUUAAUGGUUCCAAGCAAAAAAAUGUUAUCUAAAAUAAAUGGCGUUUGACUAUCGCACCAA